Erpetoichthys calabaricus (reedfish) is the source of this 1577-nucleotide messenger RNA. Its product is annotated as tubulin beta-4B chain. Gene Ontology annotation, cellular component: microtubule; cytoplasm. Gene Ontology annotation, biological process: microtubule cytoskeleton organization; mitotic cell cycle. Bases 111 to 1448 code for a protein of 445 amino acids. The transcript is spliced from 4 exons. NCBI's taxonomy places the organism in Eukaryota, Metazoa, Chordata, Cladistia, Polypteriformes, Polypteridae. The record is from RefSeq and is a predicted model, not a curated record. Gene Ontology annotation, molecular function: GTPase activity; GTP binding; structural constituent of cytoskeleton.
UAGCAUAUAAACGCGGAGCAUCAGUGACGGUUGGAAGUUUGAACCGAGGAGGAGUGCCGACUGAUUGGCUUGGUCAAGGUGAAGCAGCAACAUCGUCAUUAACAUUGAAAAUGAGGGAAAUCGUCCAUCUGCAGGCAGGCCAGUGCGGCAACCAGAUCGGUGCCAAGUUUUGGGAAGUCAUCAGUGAUGAGCAUGGCAUCGACCCAACUGGAACAUACCAUGGGGACAGUGACCUUCAACUGGAAAGGAUCAACGUGUACUACAAUGAAGCUACAGGUGGCAAAUAUGUGCCUCGUGCUGUUUUGGUGGACUUGGAGCCUGGCACCAUGGACUCUGUGCGAUCAGGACCUUUUGGGCAGAUCUUCAGACCAGACAACUUUGUGUUUGGUCAGAGUGGUGCUGGUAACAACUGGGCCAAAGGUCACUACACAGAGGGGGCCGAGCUGGUGGACUCUGUUCUUGAUGUGGUCAGGAAGGAGGCAGAGAGCUGCGAUUGUCUACAGGGAUUUCAGCUCACUCACUCCCUGGGUGGGGGCACUGGCUCUGGUAUGGGUACCUUACUGAUCAGCAAGAUUAGAGAAGAGUACCCUGACCGCAUCAUGAACACAUUCAGUGUUGUCCCCUCGCCCAAAGUGUCGGACACUGUUGUUGAGCCUUACAAUGCCACACUGUCUGUACAUCAGCUGGUGGAGAAUACAGACGAGACGUACUGCAUUGACAAUGAGGCCCUCUAUGACAUCUGUUUCCGUACACUUAAACUGACCACACCCACUUAUGGGGACCUCAACCACCUGGUCUCUGCCACCAUGAGUGGGGUCACAACAUGUCUGCGCUUCCCUGGCCAGCUGAAUGCCGAUCUGCGCAAACUGGCAGUCAACAUGGUGCCCUUCCCUCGUCUGCACUUUUUCAUGCCUGGUUUCGCCCCACUCACCAGCAGAGGAAGCCAGCAGUACCGCGCUCUUACAGUGCCCGAGCUCACCCAGCAGAUGUUUGAUGCCAAGAACAUGAUGGCAGCAUGUGAUCCUCGCCAUGGACGUUACCUGACGGUGGCAGCUGUGUUCCGUGGCCGCAUGUCCAUGAAGGAAGUGGAUGAGCAGAUGCUGAAUGUGCAGAACAAGAACAGCAGCUACUUUGUGGAGUGGAUCCCCAACAACGUGAAGACCGCAGUCUGUGACAUUCCACCAAGAGGGCUGAAGAUGUCUGCCACCUUCAUUGGCAACAGCACUGCCAUCCAGGAGCUGUUCAAGCGAAUCUCUGAGCAGUUCACGGCCAUGUUCAGGCGCAAGGCCUUCUUGCAUUGGUACACCGGAGAAGGAAUGGAUGAGAUGGAGUUCACAGAAGCAGAAAGCAACAUGAAUGACCUGGUGUCAGAGUACCAGCAGUACCAGGAUGCCACCGCAGAAGAGGAAGGAGAGUUUGAGGAAGAGGGAGAGGAGGAUGCUGCAUAAAAAAAAAAUGUGUUAAGUGUCUUCUGACUUGCCUGGGAAUCUUGUUGGUUUUCUUUGUGUUUUUGUCAUUUUGCGUUUUGUCAUCUGAAGCUGUACAGAAAAUGCAAUAAAAUAAAAAAUAAAAAUAAA